AUGGAUAAAUAAAUUAUUAAUUCUAAGCAAUCUGCAGUUACAACUAAAAUAUAAAUUCCUCAUCGAACAACUGCAGAAUAAAUUUACAUUAAAAGAUUAAAAGAAACAGAAGCUUUUAUACCUAAAGAGGAAUUCAUACAGAAAUAGGAAAAGAUCAAUAAGGCUAUGGAAUCUCAAUCAAAAAUACCUCUCAAAUAUUACUCACAUAUCAAUGAAAUUAGAUCGGUUAAAGAGUUUCUUUAUAUCUCAGAAAAGCUUAAGCAGAAAAAUAUUGAGAGAAAAAUGAAUGAAAGAUUGGAAUUGAGGGGAAAAUUGAAUAAAAUUAAAGAAAUAGAAGUGUUGAAAAAACUUUAAUACUAUAUCGAAAAAAAAAUUAGAUUGUUCAUUAAAGAUAGAUAACAUGAGGAGAAUCCUUAAAUGAAAACAUUUGAAGCAUUCAGGAUUGCCCACAAGGAUGACAAACGUAUUAUGCAAUUUCCUCCAGAGUUUUAAUAGGAAAUCUUCUAAAAAUUGGAUAAUCAACCUAAUAUUAUUCAACCCAAUCCACAAAAACAAAAGAUGACUUCAACAAAUUCAGAUUAACAAUUAUAAAAAAAAAACUCUUAAUUUGAUUUGUUUAGCAGUGAAUUUUCAGAGAGUAUCAAUUAAAACACAAAUGAUGAAGGAUCUAGCAAGUUUUUAACUUUAAAAGUGGCCAAUAAACUUUUGGGAAUGAUGAUUGUAGAAUCGAGUAAGGGAAAAAGACAACCAAUCAUUUGGGCUCAAGAUAAAAGAAAAGAACUAGAAGGCAUUCUCAAUAAACCCUAUGGAGGUAAGAUGAACUUUAAUGUUCACUCUUUCAAUUGGUUGAUUGAUAAUGCCUUAAGCAGAUCUUAAUCGUUGAUGUCUAUUAAUAAAAGAUCUGCAAAUCGAGUUGUCAGUAUGGAUGAAAGACUUGAAUACUAUUCUCCAGCAAAUAACCAUAAAGAAAUUUAAAGCAAAAUAAAUUAAGGAAUACAAUAAAUCACUAAAACCUUCUAUUCGAGACCAAGAUCGACGAUUAUAAAUAAGCAAAGAAAAGAAUUAAAAAAUAGGAAACAAGUGACCACUGAAUAUAACAUUACUGAAAGAAUAAAAGAAAAUAUCACUUCACAAGCUCUGAGAAAUUCUAACAUACAAUCCUAAUAAAAAACUGAAAGUAUUUUCUUCCAAAAUGAUUCCUACGUUAAUCAUUAUAUUUGA
Messenger RNA from Paramecium tetraurelia, 1221 nucleotides. RefSeq lists its product as uncharacterized. The transcript is spliced from 3 exons. NCBI's taxonomy places the organism in Eukaryota, Ciliophora, Oligohymenophorea, Peniculida, Parameciidae. The record is from RefSeq and is a predicted model, not a curated record.